Salarias fasciatus (jewelled blenny) is the source of this 4029-nucleotide messenger RNA. RefSeq names its product protein phosphatase 2, regulatory subunit B', epsilon isoform b (gene ppp2r5eb). Gene Ontology annotation, cellular component: cytosol; nucleus; protein phosphatase type 2A complex. The record is from RefSeq and is a predicted model, not a curated record. Lineage: Eukaryota; Metazoa; Chordata; Actinopteri; Blenniiformes; Blenniidae. Gene Ontology annotation, molecular function: protein phosphatase activator activity. Gene Ontology annotation, biological process: protein dephosphorylation; signal transduction.
UAAUCCCCCCUCCUCCUCCUCCUCCUCCUCCUCCUCCCUCCCCCCCAGCAGGGCUAUGUCCUCGGCAGCCACCACGUCUCCAUCUGUGGACAAAGUGGACGGAUUUUCCCGGAAGUCUGUCAGGAAGGCCAAGCAGAAGCGGUCGCAGAGUUCGUCCCAGUUCCGCUCUCAGGGCAAACCCAUCGAGCUCACGCCCUUGCCACUGCUCAAGGACGUGCCGGCGCCGGAGCAGCCGGAGCUGUUCCUGAAGAAGCUGCAGCAGUGCUGUACUGUCUUUGACUUCAUGGACACUCUGUCGGACCUCAAGAUGAAGGAGUACAAGCGCUCCACGCUCAACGAGCUGGUGGACUACGUGACGGUCAGCCGGGGCUACCUGACGGAGCAGGCCUACCCCGAGGUCGUCAAAAUGGUGAGUUCUCACAACAUAUUCCGGACCCUUCCGCCCAGCGACAGUAAUGAGUUUGACCCCGAGGAAGACGAGCCUACGCUGGAGGCCUCCUGGCCGCACCUACAGUUGGUAUACGAGUUCUUCAUUCGCUUCCUGGAGAGCCAGGAAUUCCAGCCCAGCAUUGCCAAAAAGUACAUAGACCAGAAGUUUGUGCUACAGCUCCUGGAGUUGUUCGACAGCGAGGACCCUCGGGAGAGAGACUACCUGAAGACAGUCUUGCAUAGAAUCUACGGCAAAUUCCUGGGGCUGAGGGCUUUUAUACGAAAACAGAUCAAUAAUAUUUUCUACGGUGAGUCUGUGUGUGAUUUUGUUUAUGAGACGGAGCACUUCAACGGGGUGGCUGAGUUGCUGGAGAUCCUGGGGAGUAUAAUCAAUGGUUUCGCUCUGCCCCUGAAAGCGGAGCAUAAACAGUUUCUGGUCAAAGUGUUGAUCCCCCUCCACACCGUCAGGAGUCUGUCCCUCUUCCAUGCACAGUUGGCGUAUUGCAUUGUACAGUUCUUAGAGAAAGACCCAACAUUAACAGAACCAGUCAUCAGAGGCUUACUGAAGUUCUGGCCAAAAACCUGCAGUCAAAAAGAGGUGAUGUUUCUGGGCGAGCUGGAGGAGAUCCUGGACGUGAUCGAACCCACGCAGUUCGUGAAGAUCCAGGAGCCGCUCUUCAAACAGAUCUCCAGAUGCGUCUCCAGCCCGCAUUUCCAGGUGGCAGAGCGAGCUCUGUACUACUGGAACAACGAGUACAUCAUGAGUCUGAUCGAGGAGAACUCCAGCGUCAUCCUGCCCAUCAUGUUCGCCAACCUCUACAGAAUUUCUAAGGAGCACUGGAACCCGGCCAUCGUGGCGCUGGUGUACAACGUGCUGAAGGCCUUCAUGGAGAUGAACAGUACCUUAUUCGACGAGCUCACAGCCACCUACAAGUCAGACCGCCAGCGUGAGAAGAAGAAGGAGAAGGAGCGGGAGGAGCUGUGGAAGAAGCUGGAGGACCUGGAGCUGAAGCGGGGCCUUAGGAGCGACGGGAUCAUUCCCACUUAACGAAGACAGCGCCGCGCUCCCCUCCCGACCCCGCCCCCUCCUCCACCCGCCCCCGCCCCCUCCUGACCCCGCCCACAUCAGCCAUGUCUGCCCGGAGCUCCUGAAGCAGGCCGUCGUCUGUGGAUGGACUCGGAGCGCCCGCUGGUUUCUUCACUGUUUUUCUUUUUGUUUCUUUCUUAUGUUUCUUUUUCUUUUUUUUUUCUCCUGUGUUUGUGCGACUUACUUUACAGUAGAUUCAUCACGUCUGUUUUCAUUAUUUCAACAGCACUGUAAAUAAUAAUUUUUUUCUUUUUUUUCCCCUUAAACUGAUAUUAUUGCAAACAGAAAAAAAAACAACAAAAUGAUGAUAAUAAUAAAAAAAAAGGAAGAAAAAAAUAGAAAAUGAGAAAAUGACUUGCGUGGGAGGGGGAUUUAAACAAAAAAAAGUUUGGACUGUAGGACAUGAAAUGAACUCUCAGAAAAGAAAAAAAAAUACAAAAAAAAAAAGAGGAUAGAUUGAUUUUAACUCUUCAUCCCACUCAGUACAGCCCCACGUGUAAUUUUAAGUUUUCUGGUUCUCCUCUUUGCUUUUCGUCUCGCUGCCUCCAUCUUUCCUGCCAGGACGGAUUAUAAUCCCCCCUCCCUCCCCGUGGUCACCUCCAGGACGCCCCGCCUCCACCCGCCCUCCCCCGCCUCGCCAUCACCCUUCUCUUCCUCCUCCUCCUCCGUGUUUACAUGCGUCUUCAUAGAGAGGAGCUCAAACUAGCAUGUUAGCUUCAGGCGUCUUUCGUUUCCCGCCAUUUUUUUUUUUUUUUUUUUUUUAAUGCUAAAGAAAUGAACAAACAGCUGCAUGAAUUACUCAUGGGUUGUUUGAAUUAAAAAAAAAAUAAGGUUUUAAAGAUUUAACCCUCACUGAACUCAAACAAUUAAUGUUAGCAACAGCUAAGCUAGUUAGCUAACUAACUCUAGAAAAGGGAUUCCAAUUAACCUCCAAGUAUUGCAUUGGUGAGUAGGAAAGACUUGAGUUUUAGGAAUUAUAAUUAGCAUCAGCAGCUGGCUGAAAGUCAGCAUUGACUGCUAAGCUAGCCGAGAAGGCUAAUUGUAAGUUCGUAUGUCCACAUGGUGAAGUUUGAGUAAUAUAAGACUAAAGAGUUUUCCCUGAAACAUGCUUCAUGCGCUGAAGGCGGCGCUGUAGCUGCUAGCUUUAAUCCUCGUCAGUCUGUCGGUUCAUGUUUGAGUUUACAGACAUGUUUUGGGGUUUUUUUGGACCUUGUGAGCUGGAGUGAGGUUUCAAGCACUAAAUGUCACCAACGCGUCACACUUUGCUGUAAGUUUUUUGAGGCUGUUCCGCAGUGAAAUCCAAGUGUUGAAUCGUUUUUCUCACCUUUUUAAAGUCUCUGUUUGUGACUGCAUUGAAGCCUCGAAUAUAUUCUGAAUCUGAAAUCUUCUACGAAGUAUUAAUUAUUUAAUUCACAAUUGAAUAAAAGUUCAAGCCUACCAGCAUCUGGAAAAAUUCUUGUUAGCAUGCACAUGCCGAGCUAGUUGUUGCUGCGUCUGUCCUGCAAUCCUGCACUGCUCCACUAGGGGGAGUCAUGGCGUCUGGCCUGCAGUCCCAUUCUGCUCCACUAGAGGGAGUUGUGGUGACUGGCCUGCAGUCCCACGCUUCACCACGAGAGGGAGUCGUGAGCUCCAAUCCAGCCUUCAUCAGUUGAUUCUCCGACUGUUGUCAGGGUGGAUGAGGUUCUGGAAGCUUCUGGUUUUGAAUCCGCAUGUAGACACGGGCCUCCCCACCCCACCCCAACCCCCCCACACCCCGCCCCGCCCCACCCAGCAGACCCGUGGUAUCUGUGGUACCAGUCUGGUACUGGUACCGUCCGGCGGACUCACACACAUACACAGAAUUAAAAAAAGAAAUGGAUUGAGAGGAGCAACACGACUCGUCCUGUCGUGGAAAGACGAGCGCCCCCUCCUGCUGCUGCUCCUCCUCCUCUCCAGCCGGGGGCGCUGUGUGGACUUCACAGUGUUACCACGGCGACAGAGAGACAGACCUGUACAUUGUUGAAUGCAGUACACUGAUGAUAAUCUUGUAUCUCGUAGUAAUUUAGCCUUUGUUUUGAUGCUUAGGAAGCCGUGGAGGAGUAUCCAGUAUAUAAAGAGGUGUUAUGGAACAAGACUUCCUGGUAUUUAUGAUAGUGUUCCUCUUGAACCCCCCUGCCCCCCCCCACCCCUUCCUCCUCCUCCUCCUCCUCCUCUUCUCUUGGUUUUUAUCUCAUUUUGGAUAUUUUUGAUGAGGUUUUUUUUUUUUGACCAUUGGAUAUAUAUUUUUGUUUUUUUUUAGUCGGGGGAGGGGGUGAGGGUGGAGGGGCGCGGGGUUGGGGGGGUGGAGGUGAAGGCAUGAUGGAGCAGACCACUCGGGAGUCGUCUUUUUUUCUUUUUCUUUUUUUUUUUUUUUUUUUUUUCAUCUAGUUUUGGUUCAGGACAGCGAACCUCCCCCCUCCUCCCUCGCAGAAUUAAUGUGUGCUUUAGAACGGCCCGGAUAUAAUAUGAUUUAAAAGCUGAGAAAAAAAAAAGAU